CGCAUGAAACAAUUGUCGUUCUCUUUAUGCUCCGGUAGUGUAGACCAUUUGAACCUGCGGCAAUUAGGGCUCCAGUUCGUCUCGCUGCAUCUCUCUCGGCUUUUCACGUUUCGUGUCUAGAGAGAGAGAGAGAGACAGAGACAGAGAGACAGAGACAGAGAGACAGAGAGAAUUCAUUCUCCUUGUUUUGCAGAGAUGGAAGCCAAACUAGUCGAAGCUUCCCAGCUAUUUGACCGCUUCAAGGCUGCCUUUACAAGGAACGAUCUCCAUAAUUGCGAUUCUCUCCUCUCCCAGCUGAAGGUCUUGUUAACGACAUUCCCUAGCCUUCCUCCGUUGUAUCGGGAGUCACCCACCGCAGUUCAUGAAUUGACUAUUGCUAGGGACAUCUUUGAGCAUGCUGUGGUUCUUAGUGUGAAGGCUGAAGACCAAGAUGCUUUUGAACGUGACUUCUUUCAGCUGAAACCUUACUAUACUGACACAAGGGGCCUCAUUCCACCCUCACCACAAGAAUAUCCAAUCUUGGGUCUUAACCUUUUAAGGCUCCUAGUCCAGAAUAGGAUUGCAGAAUUCCAUACUGAGUUGGAGCUGCUUUCACCUACUGCACUGGAGAAUCCAUGCAUCAAGCAUGCUGUGGAAUUGGAGCAAUCUUUCAUGGAAGGUGCCUACAACCGUGUUUUAAGUGCUAGGCAGGCCGUUCCUCAUGAAACUUACAUCCAUUUCAUGGAUCUUCUUGCAAAGACAGUCAGAGAUGAAAUAGCUGGAUGCAGUGAGAAAGCAUAUGAUUACCUUUCGAUUGAAGAUGCAAAGCAGAUGUUAAUGUUCUCAUCAGACCAAGAAUUGGCCCAAUAUGUUGCAGAGGAGCACCCAGAAUGGGAGAUAAGGAAUGGCUGUGUGUUCUUUCAAAAGGCAAAAGAAUCUGCACCAUGCAAAGAGAUCCCAUCACUUCAGCUCAUUAACCAAACGCUUGGGUAUGCCAGAGAAUUGGAGCGAAUUGUCUAGAAACCGAGUAGCCUCAAGGACCUUUUACCUAAAGGAUAACAUUUACAAUUAUUUUGAAUUUGCUUUACUGAUUUUUGUAUUAUGCCUUUGUUUUAAAUCUUUUUCUUCUUCUUGAUACUAAUCAGGGACCUCUCUCUCUCUCCCUCUGAUUGCGUUGCUUCCCUUGUUCCAUUACCAUACCAUUUUACUGCUC
Messenger RNA from Amborella trichopoda, 1192 nucleotides. RefSeq names its product regulatory particle non-ATPase 12A (gene RPN12A). Gene Ontology annotation, cellular component: proteasome regulatory particle, lid subcomplex; cytosol; proteasome regulatory particle. Gene Ontology annotation, biological process: proteasome-mediated ubiquitin-dependent protein catabolic process. NCBI's taxonomy places the organism in Eukaryota, Viridiplantae, Streptophyta, Magnoliopsida, Amborellales, Amborellaceae. The record is from RefSeq and is a predicted model, not a curated record.